Messenger RNA from Cinara cedri, 18876 nucleotides. The record is from the annotation of a GenBank genome assembly. NCBI's taxonomy places the organism in Eukaryota, Metazoa, Arthropoda, Insecta, Hemiptera, Aphididae.
UACCUAGUGAAUUAAUUGAUGUUGGCUAUUUAAUUAUAGAUUCUCAAAGCUCAUCAGAAACUUCUAUUUCAUCUUCUGAAGAUAGCAAUAUGAAUUCAUCAAACACACUAAAGACAGAUGAAAGGAAAUCUAGAUCUAGAUCGCGUUCUAAUGAUUCGUCAAGAUCUUCUACACAUUCACCUAUUGGAUCUCAUUCAGAAGAUAGAUCCAGAUCAAGUUCAAAAUCUUCAAUUUCUUCAGUCGGUUCAAUUAGUUUUAAAAAAAAUAAUAGUAAACGCGCAAGAAUUGAUUCAGAAUCAUCUGAUGAUGAUCUAUCAGUAAAAAAUGAAAAUAUUAAUCAAGAUAAUGAAGGUAAUAGAAAAUUUAUUUAUUUUGUUUAGGUUUUAAGAAUCCCCUUUUUUAUAUCAAUAUGCUAAUCAGAUACAAUCCCAAUAGGUACCUACCUCAAAACCAAAUAAAGGCAGCUUAGUUAUUUUAAAAUUAUAUUUCAUGUUUUUAGAACAAGAAGAUAUAAUAGUUCAAAAGAAGACAUUUAAAAAAGUUAAAAUUAUCUCAGAUUCGGAAUCUGAAGAAGAUGAUACAAAUGCAGAAAUUACAUUGGUCAGUACUAUAAUUAAGUAUAAUAAUUAUUUAAUAUAAUUUUAUUUUAUAAUUUAGGCUCAAGAAGAACAUGCCAUAUCUGAUAAAGAAAUCACUAAGAAAACAAACAAUAGAUUGGAAGUUAAUGAAAUAUUACCUGAAAUAUCUGAUAAUUCUACCGACUCCGAAGAUGAGCCUAGUGUAGUAAAUGACACAAACUCUAAUUAUGAUGACAAAGAUAAACCUGAAAUCCAUAAUUGGUAAUAUACUAAUAAAGUAAAACUAUCUUUACACUUAAAAUGAUAAUUAAUAUGGUAUAUUAAAUAUUUAGUAAUGAUAAUCCAGUAUCAGAUUUUGAAAUUAUGAUGAUGAAGAAAAAAGAAGAACAGUCUUUGAAACGGCGUAGGAAAGACAUUGAAAUUAUUAAUGACAAUGAUGAUAUAAUAGCUGGACUAAUUAGUGAUAUGAAACAUGCUGCGGAAGUAAUUAACUUUUAAUUAUUUAUUAUUAUUUAUUUACGCCAGAUGGGUAGAGAAUACUUAUAUUAUAUAGUAUGUAUUAAUAUAAACAACUUUGUUUAGAAGUUUAGUGUAAUGUGGCUUAGAGAAUUUACAUUAUUAAAAAAAAAAAUUAUUUAAAAUGCCCAGGACUAUUUAGGACAAAAUUAUGUUAACCUAAUUUCAAUGUAAAGUAUAUUUUGUGUUCAUCAAUGGGACAUGAAAACUAGUCUUGUUUAAUAACUCGAGGUAUAAUAAUUUACCAUUUAGUAAUUUUUAAAGAUCAUUAAAAUACACAAGGUGAUGGUGGUUUAAGACCACAACUAAUCUCAACAGUAGAGAAAUUGGUUAACCAGCCAAAUGUCCAUAAUGCUUCAUGAAUCUCAAUAUAACCUAAAUUUCUGAGCACCUUAAGACUGGUGGUUUCAAUAUGACUAUUAAAUGAUAGGUCAGAUAAUAAUAUUUUACCUAAAUCUUCAAUUUUAUUAACAACUAGUAUCAUUAACUGUAACUGGGUUUGGUUGGAGACAGACAUUUUCAUACAUUUUUCAGCAUUAAGAAAAUACCACACCUGCACCAACUCUCAGUCCAAAUAUUAAGCAACAUGUAAAAACAAUGCUUAUGCUGACUAAGUAUAACUAGCUUUAUUUUAAUUUUAAAAUAAAAAAGGUAUUUUUUAUGUAAUGUAUAGAGAAUAUUUUGGAGGAAUCUCAAGUCAGUUUUUAAAAUAUGUAAAUAUGUAUAAAGUAUUAAAAGAGAAAAAAAAAAAAGGUUUUUCUAUGUCGAGCUACAUAUUUAGAAUAAAUACGAAAACCCUACAAGGUUCCCUCUAAAAUAUUGUAGCUAGUUUUAUUUAGUUUAUGUAAACAUUGUUUUUACAUGACGCUCAGCAAUUGAACUGAGACAGUAGAUGCAGUGGUCUAUUAAGUGACACCAAUAAUUUUAUAUAAUUCAAUUGAAUUAUUAAAGGGAAGAAAUAUGUUUAGAUCAUCAGCAAACAGUAAACAAUUACAAUGAAAAAAGACUGUUUAUGUUUCAUAAAUACUAAAAGUAAAAGUGAUCAUAAAUGUCCACCUUGUGAUACACCUUGAAGAUACAUUUAUUGGUAGAAUCAUACUAUAUUUAAUUUUGACUAUCUAUCCUCUAUCAAAGAUAAAAAGGACAACCAUUGAAGAAGUUUCCCAUGUUGGCCAUAGUUAUUCAAUUGUAUAUUCAAAUUUGGUCCACAGAGUUAAAGGCCUUCUUUCUAUCUAUAUAUGAUAUCUACUUGGUCACAGUUGAAAACAUUAUCAAUAAGAUUUGUGUAAAACACUAACAAAUUAGUAUCAAUUGAUAUUAAUUUAUAUUAAACUUCAUUUUUAUUAGUAUUAUUAUUAUUGUAUUCAAUUUUAUGUCAUUUAUUAAGAAAGUAAAUAACAAAUUAAGUAACUUAUUGAUGUAUAAUUUAUGUAAUAUUUGAAUAAUUUAAAAUUUAUCUAGUUGGAUCGUCAAUUAAAUAAACAAAGCCAACCAGCUAUCAAUAAGAUAACAAUGUUGCCGAAAUGUCUAUCACAGUUGAAAAAACAUAAUUUGAUGUUGGCUUUUAUUGAGCAUAAUGUAUUAAAUGUUUUCACUGAUUGGUUAGCUCCUAUGCCAGAUCGAAGUUUGCCUUCAUUACAAGUUCGUGAGUCUUUACUAAAACUUCUAGCUGAUGUAAGUUAAUCAUUUUUUUUUUUUUUAUUCAAAAUUUAUUUGAUUUAUUAAUUUGUCCAUUUUUAUUUUGGAUUAAAGUAUCCACCAAUUGAACAAUCUACGCUUAAGUAUUCUGGUGUUGGUAAAGCUGUUAUGUACUUAUACAGACACCCUAAAGAAACUAAAGAAAAUCGUGAACGUGCAGGUCGUUUAAUUAAUGAGUGGUCACGUCCAAUAUUCAAUUUAUCAACCGAUUUUAAAGGUGAUUUGAAUGAUUAAUAUUAUUAAUUUUAUUGACAAUCAUAAAAUGUACAUGAUUUUUUUCAUUUAAGCCAUGUCCAAAGCAGAGCGAGAAGAGAGAGAUUUAGAACAGAUGAAAACGCCAAAAAGAAACAGGUCUAAUGCAAGUCAUAGCAAUAAUCGUGAUGACGAUGAUGAUGAAGAAAGGUAUAACAAUUAUUGUUUUUCCAACAUUUUUUAACACAGUGUAAAUGGUUACUUUUAAAUUUAACUAAUUAUAUUCCACUUAACUUGUUACUGACAUUUUGAAUCUUCAAAUACUUUACAUCAUCUUUAUUUUUAUAUAAUAGGCAAUGAGCACAUUGAUUUUUUGGAAAAUGAGGUAAUAAUAAAAUGAUGUUACAAUUGCCAGGUAGAAGAAGUGAGAUUUUCGAGACCAAUUGGAGUGAAAUUGCACAAUAUUACACUUUAUAAGUUAUUAUUAGCUUUUUGACACUGGAUCGCUCUGAAAGACACAGUCGGGAACUGCAUAAAGAUUCCUCCCUCUCAAACAUAAUUUUUUUUAUAAAAUUUAAUUUAAUGACUUUCAAAUUUUAAAAAAAUGUCAAAGGGGGAGGGAUGACAUAGCAUUUAUAAAAAAAUUUCUUUAUUAUAUAGUUAUGGUUAUAAAACAUAUUAAUUAAUAAUACUUUAUUUAGAUAAGUUAGUUGUGUUGAACUUAAAGAUUUUUUUUUUAUUCUAGUCCAAAAACAUUAAAACCAGGGGACAAAGGUUGGAUUUCUAGAGCUCGUGUUCCCACACCAUCAACUAAAGAUUAUGUUGUUAGGCCAAAAUCAACAACUGAUGCUGAUAUUUCAAGGGUAAUUAAUUUUAUUUGAUAUUUACCUCUAAAUUAUAUUAUGGUUCAAAUUAUUUAUCAUUAAUUUAUAUUAAGACUGUUAAACGUCCAAUGAACCGCUUUGAAAAACAUUUAAAAAAUUAUAUGGAUGGUAAGCGGAAUGGUCAAUCAAAACGUGCAGUUCCAAUAUCGAUUGAAGGCAGAAAAAUGGGAUUGUAGAUAUAUUUAAAGUAUAACAAUUUUUGAUUUAUUGUAAAAACUAUUUGUUUAUUAGUAAUAUACAUUGAUUUGGUACUUAAUAUAUUAAUGUCAAGAUAUUCUUAUUAGGUAUUAUUAUUUUCUUUUUUACAAAUAAAUUUUAAUUUUAUAUACAAUAUGUAUGGAUUUUUAUUAGUUUAAGACAGAAUAUUGUUAAUCAUUAUUUUUAAAUUAUAAGUUUCAUAAUGCAUACAUAUUUAAUAGUAUGGCUUUUUCUAUCUUAACAAUUCAGUUAAAUUAUUUAAAUAAGUCAAUAUAAACUAUUUAUAUAUAUACACACAUACUACAUUUUUCUAUCACUAAUGAUUUUGUAGUGUAGAUUUUAUGGUAUUAUGUAGGAUUAUAUCAGACUCUAGUAAUUAAAUAUAUAUAUAUUUCAUUUUAUUUUAUAUUUACAGGUUGUAUUUUUUUUUUUUUAGAAAACUAAGUUAAAAUUUUGGUUUAUAUAAAAUAUAUUAUUAAAUAAAUAUAAUAAUAUAAUGUUUGUCAUAUUUAUUGUUGUAAUAAUAGUUUUAUAAGGAUUUCCUGCUGCAAUGAUAAUUUAAAUAUUUUUGUCGUGUACCACAAUACACCAUUGUAGAGUGGCAAAAUGACAAAUUACUUUUUUUGACAAAGAAAUGUAUAUUAAAAUUACUCUUAAUUUUUUUUUAGUCAAUUAAAUAUAUAACUAUAAAAGUCAAUUAAAAAUAAUAUAAAGUAUUAUGAUAUACCCAACUAAAUAUUCAGCAGCUUAUCAUAAAUAUUAUAUUUUGAUCAGUUUGCUGGCAGUCACAGCUAUUUUCGUUACCAAUUAGUAAUAUUACCUUGGUAAUAACAAAACUCUAUUAGAGCAGUGAAGUGACCACCACCAUGAAAAACAAUAAAAAAAAGUAUUAAUAUAAAAAGUAUCCCUCAGAAAAGAAAUAUUGUUUCAUCCAAUGACCACUACCAAACAUGCGAUGGUGAUCAAUUAUUCAAAUAAGUACAUUUGAAAGCACACAUUUGUGAUAGCGUUUUCAUGAAAUGCUAACUAAAAUUAAAUAUAAAAAAUACACAAAUUAACAUACCAGUGGUAGACAGUCAAAAUUAAUAUUUAUAUGACUGGACAGACAUUCAUACCAGAGAUCCUGUUUUUAUUUUUAUUUUAAGAGUUCUUUAUUUAAUUUAAAUACAAAAGAAUAACUUAAAUUAUUUAUUAAAUCUUAUAGUUAAUGGUUAAAUUUGAUUAAAAAAAAAUAAAAUAUAACAUGUUCUUAGAUCAUAUACUAUGGAUGAAGCAAUGUCCCAAUAUUUAAAGCACAUAUUUCGUUGAGAUGUGUUAUCUGGUAUACUUGUCAAAUAUUUAUUCUAAUUAGUGCAUUUUCCCUGGGAGUUCAUGAGUGUUAACUAAAAAUUCUUAUUAACUUGUGUAUUAUCACAGUUUAUACAUAGAUAAUAUAAUAUUUAUGAUUAUAACCCUAUAUUGUUCAAAGUUUUAUUUUUUUAACCACAAACUAAGUUUUUGUUUCUUAAUUACAUUUUUGGGUGAUAAAAAGUAAAAUUAUUUCCAUUUGAAUUACUAAUAAAUAAAAUGAACAACUAGGUAUAUUACAGUUUACUUGAAUAUUUAAUAUAGAGUUUAUUGAUAAAAUAAAUAUGCAAUGAAUAUACUCAUGCAUCUCAAUGGAGACACUAAUAUGUGCUUCAAAUUGUUUAUACAGGCCAGAUAGGUUAUGGCUUCAUCCAUAGAAUAUGAUCUAAGAAUAUACAAGGUGAUUUUCUUAUGAACCAGCAAUUAUCUCCAGAGUUUUUUAAAUUAAUUUAAUUUCUGUUUUUCUAAUCACUGGAAUUAUUUAAGCUUUAUUUUAAAACCAGUUUUAAUUUUUUUAGAAAUUUUAAUGCGCAUAACAUUAAUAUCAGAUUUCCCAUUUAUGAAUUAUAACAGUUUAAAGUUUAGACCACAGGUGAUAUUAGUGUAAUGCAUAUUAACAUUUCUAGAAAAAUAUUCUCUAUUUAAAUCUGUGUUCAAAAGGGGGGGGGGAGAUUUCUAUUUGAAAAUAAAAAGUAUGUACUUAUUUACGGUAUAUGGAGUAAAAGUAAAAAAUUAAAAAUGGUUUUAAAAUAAAGCUUAAAUAAUUCCAUAAUGAUUAGGAAAAACAUAAAUCAAAAUCAAAUUAACUUAAAAAAACAAAGAUAAUUGCUGGUUUAUUUAAAAAAAUGUCUAUAACAUUAAUAUUGUUAAUUUAGUCAAAUAUUUGAUGAAUCAAUACUAUUAAAUCAAUAAAUAUCAUUAAGUUACUAGCAUAGAAAAUAUACUUAGGUAGGGUCUAUCAGUGUUUCAAAACAAAAUGUAUGUAAUAAUUAAAAAAUAAAUAAAUUUUCAGUAAAUUUAACCCAACUAUAAACUAUAACUGUAAACAAAAUUUAAAUGCUUAUAGCUUGUGAAACAAAUUAAUUUAACAAUAAUAAUGCUAAUGAUUAUGCAAAUAAAAUAAGAAUGAAAUAAAAUUCAUGUAAAUCCAUACAAAAGUGAAUUUAGUGACUACAAAAUAUUAGGGGUAACAAAAUAUUUAAGUUGAUAUAUUUUACUAUAUCAAGAAUAAUAUAAUGUCCAAAUUAGAAGAUAAUUUAUAAUACACCUGAUAAACACCAUACUCAUAACAUUUCGAAAUACAAUUAAAGUGAUUUUAUGAUAUUAUAAAUUAUUUAUAGUACCAAUUAUCUAUGAUGACUCCUAUAACUCAUCUGAAAUAGGGUUUUUUACAUUGUGACUGCAUUUACUUGUGUUCAACUUAAUUCUUCAGGACUUUACUGUUGGGUGGUAUGAAUGACUUUUAAAUUCUUAACUUUCUUCUUAGAUGAUGAAGAAAUUUGUUUACAGUUAACUGUUAAUGGUACAAUAGGUUGGAAAUUUCUGGUCAUGUUCAAAUCAACAGGACUGUAAUUAAGAUAUAGUGGAUACACUCUUUUCAUUGCAAUAUUUUCAAUAUUUGUGAUACAUUUGGCAGCUGUUGUGGAAUUCUCAGAUAUAACGAGUGGGGAGGAAUUAAAAGAAUCAAUUGUUGUAUUAAUAGGUGGAAUAAUUAUUUGGUUAUUAUCAGGUAUAAUUUCUGAUGGUUUACAAAUACUUGUAGCAACAACAGAUUUAGGUAUACUUAUGAUUUUAAUUAAUGGUUCUUUUUUUGUUGUAACAGGAAUGGAUGGUGUUGACAAAUUUUGUUUCAUCUGCACUUUUGCAUUAGUAUUCAUAUUUGUGUAUUUUGUUAUUUUACCAUCAUAGAGAGAAUUUAUUGGUAAAAUGGCAUUUUUAUGUAAUGGUGUUACUCCUAGUUGCUCACAAUGAUUUUUGUUAUUACGUUUUCUUUUGAAUUGAGGAAAAAUAUACUUAGGAAUAUGUUGAUUCAUUAUUGAAUUUUGUUUUAAUGAACAGGGCGAUUUAAAUUUUUUGUUUUGAAUCAGCUCCCCUUGUAGGCGGUAUUUUUCUAGCAAUAAUAGGAACUUAAAUAGUUCUAUAGAACUGAAAAAAGGUUUUUGCAGUUGCUUAUAUAAUUUAAAUACAUCAGAUACAACUUUUAACUUUAAUGUAUCAUUGAACUGAAACUCUGGUAAGUUUGGCAAGGACAGAGGAUCUGCUAAUGGCAGUAUGCUCGUGCCUACAACUGGUCCCACUUUUUGUUUUGGCAUAGAUUUGUUUGAACUACAAGAAAGCAAUUUUGGGGUGUCAGGUUUCAUAGCAGAUUUAAUAUGUUGAACUUUUUGAAGAGGUAUAUUAUUUGUAGAUAGUGGAUCCAAAAUUUGUUUUAAAUUAUUCCGUGGAAGGGCUGUAUCUGUGGUAAAAAGUUUUUUUUUAUGCACCAAUUUUAUAUUAGGCUGUGUUGAUAAUGGCUGAUUUUCAAUAAAUUCUAAUGGUAAAAGUCUUCCAGGUUGCAAAUUUAAUGUUUGACAAUUGACAUUUUUGUUGAUGGACGGCUUAAAUAAAACCAUCAAUUGAUCAUUUUUAUUAUUUAUGGAUGUCUUAAAAGAAUUCAUUGUUGGAGUUUUAUAGAUUGUACUAGAUUUGGUUGACAUUACUUUUACAGGCAUUUUAAAAAAAAUUGUCUUGACAUCUUCAAAGUUGUUAAUAUAGACUUUAUUUACUGUAUUAGAUAUCAUGGGUGUCACUUUUGAGUAUAUUUUGCAAGUCUUUUGAGCAGUAUUUGUAAUAUUGUUUUCAGGGAUUUUAUUAAGUGUAUUAUAUUUGGUGGAUGUUAGUUUUGCUGAUUUUUUAAAAACAUUUUCAUCUGUGGCUUUAAUAUUGUUUUCGGGAACUUUAUUCUUUGUAAUAGAAUUGACUGGUAUUAAUUUUGAAUACAUUUUGAAGGUAUUUUGAUGAGUGCCUUUGAUGUUCUUUUUAGGAACUUUUCUCUUUCUUCUAGGCUUGAAUGGUAUUCUUUUUGAUUGUAUUCUCAAAACAUUUUUAUCAGUAUAUAUGAUAUUUUUUUCAAGGAUUUCAUUUACUGAUACAGGUAUAUUGAUUUUAUGAUGUUCACAAAUUCUAUAAAAAAGAAAAACACAAAAUUACUUGAGUACUGAACACAUCAAAUACUCUGCAUGUAAGAAAGAAAAUUAAUUUAUAACUUAUUUAUAUAAUUGAUCAUAAUUAAAGUCUUAUUGUGACUUAGUCUAUACAGUCUUUAUGAAAGUUAUGAAAUUAUGUAUCUUUAUUGAUUACUCUGCAAAGAAAAACAUGGAGCUUUCUCUUAAAGGCAGAAAAAAAUUAAUGUAUACUAAAAAUAUAGAAAACAAAAUUCGGGAUUUAUAUUUAUAAAUCCAAUAUACAAUUUUAAAAAAAAAAAAAACAUACUAAAAAUUAAAUUAAUAAUUAAUUUGUAAACACUGAAGGUAAAUAUAAAAUAAUCUGGUUUUUAAUUAUGAAUAUCAUAAUAAACAUUUUUUUUUUUUUUUAAAUAAAAGUUUAACAAAUACCUAUUAACUGAGUGAAAUCCAAUAAUGGCCAAAUUCAUAAAAAUAUAUAAUUAUGUUACUAUCAAUUUAUUUACAAACAGGUCAAUUUAAAGCAAACCAAACUAAUUUACAAUUUCUUUAUAAAUAACUAGCUGUCCUGCCAAGCCUUGUCUAUGCCAAUUUUUGUUUAUUUUAUUACCUAUAUUCCUUUUAGUUUUGACUAGUAAUAAAUAAAAACAAAUAUGUGGAAAGAUAUUCAUUCACCAAAAAUACCUAAAUACUUAAUUAUUGAAAUUUUCUUAAGGAAAUCAAUUUUUUUUUUUUUAAAUAAAAUACAGCCCAUGAUACUCCCUGAUAAUGUAGUGAAUGGUGAAAGAAUUUUUGAAAUUGGUUUAGUAAUUUUUGAGUUUAUUCAUAACCAUCAUACAAAAAUACAAAUCUUCACUCUUUAUAAUAUUAAAAUAAAUAUAUAAUAUAUAUAUUAAAUAGUAAUUAUAGUAUUUAGUAUAGAUAAAUAUUAUAUUCCAUAGGCAUAUAAAAAUCUAAAACUAAUGUUUUUUUAAAAUAUAAUAUUUUAUAAACAAUGAUUUAUCAACAUUUUACUAUAAUCUAACAAUAAUUUGGAAAAUAAUUAUUACCUUUUUAUUACAUUACUACAAUGAUCUCUAAUAUCUUUUGGUUUAUUCAAUGAAUCUGAUAAUUUAUUAUUUUUCCAUAAUAAAUAAAGAUGGCAUGAUUUGCAAAUAAAAAAAUCAGUAUCUAGAGUAAUUGGAAUUCCAUCUUCAAUAAGACUUUUAUUAAAAUCUUCAAGUUCUGAUAUUUCUAAAAUCUUCUUAUGAGUACUUUGAUUUCCACACAAUUGGCACUGAAUAACUUUCAGUAUCUAAGAACAAAUUAUUUAAUAAUAUUUAUUAAUAUGAAAUGUUAAAUGAAUCUAAAAACUAAUGACAAUAAUAAAAUUAACUAAUAUAACACCUCAUCAUGAUGAGUAUUGCAUGUAGGUAACAAAUUUGUAUUAUUAGCCCAGGAUCUAAUUUUGACCUAAAAUCAACAAAAAGAUAAAUUAAUAAAUUACUAUUUACUACACAAUAUACAGAAAUAACAUAUCACCUAUAAUAAUAAACUUUAAAGUCAACUAAUAUGGGCAAUAUUGACACAAGACUGUGUAGAUCACCAUUAAAGUACACAUUUAAUCUUUAAACAAAUUAGAUACUCUAUUUGUUGUUUUUUUUUUUUUUUUUUGUAAAUUAACAAAACUUUACUUACUCCUGUUUUGAUAAGCAUACAUUUGAUUUUUUUAACACAUUCUGAUUUAUAAUAUUUAGAGGCAGGAAGUUUACAAGACAUAAACGUACAAACAUAUUUUGACAAAUAUGCUACAGAACUUUUUCUCUGUACAAUAUGAAAACAAGUCGGACACAAACAUGAAUUGAGCCCUAUCAAAUGGUUAACAUCUAAAAUAAAAAAAAAAACAACAUUUAAUUAAAAAUAUUUUAGUACUUGUUAAUUUUCCUCUUAAAUUAAAAUUAUCUGGAAAACUAAGUUACUAGUACAAAAGUUUUUUUUUUCUUAUAGUAAAAGUAACUUUUAAUAUUUUGAUACCAGUUUCAUAAAUGAUCUAUAUCCAUUUUACUGGUAUUCUAGAGGACCUACAAUCAUUUUUGAGACCUACAACUUUCUGUGCUUUUUAUAAACUGUGUACACACACUAUAAAAAGAUCAUAUUAUUAUAUUAUACCUGGAUUAAAUUAAAAUCAAUAAACAGGAUUUUUUAAAUAUUAUCAUAAUUGAUCAGUUGUAACCCAAAAUUAUCAUUUGUUUCACCCACCAAUUAUAAGGUGAAUAUUGAUACAUAAAGAAUGUAAUACCUGUUUUCUGCAUGACUAAUUAUUUGUCAUUAUUAUUGUGUUAAGUAGGUAAUAUAGUCAUACCUACAAAUAAAGGUAUUUUUAUUUAAAUAUUUUAUAAUAUAUUCUUAUUUUUUGUUGUAUUUUUUUUAAAAAUUUCAUAUGGUCUAUUUAUUAAUAUUUCAUUUAAUAUGAUUAUUUUUAAAUGUAUUCAAUAAACAUAAAACUACACAUGCUUUAGUUAACUAUUGGUAGAUUGCUUAUGAAACCAGUAAGCAAAUUGUAAAUCUCAAAAAUAAAUGUAGAUUACAGUCACUAAUAUUCAUUAAAAAACAUUCAUAUUUAUUACAUUUUACAUACUUUCCAAACAAAUUUUUUGUUUUUCUGGAUUUUUAACUUGUGCUAUAUGACAAACUGUGUCCAUUGAACCUAAUAUUACAUAACAAGCACUACAAUUUUGUGCACAAAUACGUCCAGGGUGAAAAGAUGAUCCUGAUGAUCUUUCUGGAACUAAAAUUGGCCUGAGAAAAAGAAAAAAAUGUAAUUAUUAAUUUACCAAAUUGAACAGUUAUUAUACAUACAUAGCAGCAUGUCUUGUGUUAUUUCUAUCAUUUGAAUCUUGUAAUAAGAAGGACAGCUCUUUUAUUUCUGAAAAAUAAUAAUUUAAAGGAUACUAAGUAUGUUUCUUCUCUUUUUUAAAUAUAAUAUUUAAUAUUACCUGAACCAGUAGGGACAAUUUUUUUGUUAGUAUAAUUUUCAUUAUCUAUGGACAGUUCCUGAAAAUCAUGACCAUAUUAUAGAUACUUCAAUAAUAGGUAGAUAAUAUUAAUAUUGUUAUAAAACAUUCUCUGUUUCAUGUCUCAAAAAUGAAAAAAAAAAAAAAAUAGUAAGUACCAGUGGUGAUGAAAAUUGAUUAGGUAUUACAUCUUUCUUCUCUUUAAUGAUUUGUAUAUUUUUUAAUUCUUUUAUAGACACUAAUUCUAGAGCAGUCACAAAGGUUAAUUUUGUUUGAUAUGAUAUCUUCUCAUCUAUAGAUAAUUCAUAAAAAUUUUUUUGUAGAAUUGGAAUUUCUUCUUCUACAGUUUCAUCUUUUACAGUUAUGUUAUUAAGUAAAAUUGAAUCCUUCGUAAUUUUAUUUUCUAAUUUCGAAUAGUUAAUUUCAUUCUGAGAUUGGGUUACUGGUAAAAUUGAUUCAUAAUUUAUUAGUUUAUUGUUAGUGUCAUCAAAAUAUGUUGAUGGUAAAUAUAUUGAAUUUGCUUUUGGUGUUGCUAUUUUAGAACUGUUUAAUAAUGAAGGUUUACUCAUUUUAUUUUGGUUUUUCCUAGAGUAGGUUUUCGGUGUAAGAGAUCUAUUCUUGAUUGAUAAUUCCAAUUCAUCUUGCAUGGCAAAUAAGGAUGAACUUUCAAUUAUUGUAGGUUUUUCGGAAUUAUUUUUAUAAUGAGAUUUUUCUUGAGUUUUAUACAAAUCAUUAUUUUGAACAUUUAUAGUACCUGAGGAAGCAAUUAUUGUAGAUUUUUCAGGAUUAUUUUUAUAAUGAGAUUUUUCUUGAGUUUUAUACAAAUCAUUAUUAUGAACAUUUGUAGUACCUGAGGAAGCAAUUAUUGUAGAUUUUUCAGAAUUAUUUUUAUAAUGAGAUUUUUCUUGAAUUUUAUUCAAAUCAUUAUUUUGAAUAUUUGUAGUACUUGAAGAAGUAAUUAUUGUAGGUUUUUCAGAAUUACUUUUAUAAUGAGAUGAUUUUUCUUGAGUUUUAUUCAAAUCAUUAUUUUGAACAUUUGUAGUACCCGAGGAAGCAAUUAUUGUAGGUUUUUCAGAAUUAUUUUUAUAAGGAGAUUUUUCUUGAGUUUUAUUCAAAUCAUUAUCUUGAACAUUUGUAGUAUUUAAGGAAGCAAUUAUUUUAGGUUUUUCAAAAUUAUUUUUAUAAUGAGAUUUUUCUUGAGUUUUAUUCAAAUCAUUAUUUUGAACAGUUGUAGUACCUGAGGAAGUAUUUUCUUCAAUUUCAGAAUAUAUAAGUCUUUCAUUAGUUUUAAAACUCCAACAUUCAAUUAUUUUGGGACUACAACUUUCUGACUCAUGAAUUUCAGUAUCAUAAAUAUUAGUAAUAUUGUAAGGAUAAUUAUAAAUAUUGGUAGCCUCAUAAUCUACAGUUUCUUGAUUCAAUUCUUGUUUAACAACUAAAUUUGUCUGUUCAUUAUCUGCAGUUUCUAAAAUCAAUUCGUGGUUGUAAACUAAAUUCAUACUGGUUUGUUUGUUAUAUGCAGUUUUUGAUGAAGUUAAGUCAGGCUCUAAACGGAAAUUACAAUUAUUUGUUUUAUUACAUCCUGCUAGUAAAAAAUUGUUUUCAGAAUAUAUAGAGUCAAUUAACAAAUUAUUCAUUGUAUUUUCAAAAAUUGCAAUAUUUUCUUGUAUUAAUUCAACUUGUGGAGGUGUGUGAUUGUUAGAUAAUGUGUUAAAAUCAAAAUUUGAAUUGUCUUCUUGAGAUAACUCAUCUGAACAGAUAGAGGAAUCAUCUUGAAUCAAUUCUUGUGCAAUUAAAUUCAAAUUUGAUGGUUCAAUAUUUGCAAUUUUUGUAGAGGUGUCCCAUGGAGGUGUCUUGCUAUCACAUGUAUAGCUCAAUGAUGCAAAAUUAUUUUCAGAAUAUGUAGAAGGAUUUAAUGUAUCAUUUAUAGUGUUUCCAAAAAAUGAAUUAUUUUCUUGUGUAAAUUCGACUUGUUGAUGAAUGCAGUUGUUAGAUAAUACAUUUGGAUCAGAUGUGUUUAAAACUAAAUUUGAAUUGUUAUCCUGUUGUAUAUUAUCAUCAGUAUCAUCUUUGAUUUCAGAUUUUAUAUCUUUUUCUAUUUUAAUACUAUAUGAUUCACAAAAUUCUUCAUUUUUUAUUUCUUUUUUAAAGUCUUCAUCAAUUGGAGGUAAAUGACUCAAUCUUCGACUUCUUCUCUUUUCUUUAAAAGUUUCAUUCCAAUUUAUCCUUCUCUUGCGUGGUCUAAUUGUGGCAGAUACACUAGUAUCUUUAUUCUUUGAUUUGUUUUGUUUAUCAAUAUUUUCUUUUUUAUUUGAACAUGGUUUUUUAACUGAUGAACAAUUCAUUUUCAUUUUUUGUUGAUUUUUAGCAAUUAAUCUAUCUAUAGGCGACAUGUGGGCUAUAUUAUUAUACUUGGAUUGUAAAAAGUGUCUUUCAAAACAUUUAUUUAACUCAUUUUUAUUUUUUGAUGAAUUACUUUCUAAACGCCCAUUAUAAAAUGAAGCAAAAUUGUCCAUGGAAUAAAUUGAAAAGCUGGAAAAUUAAAAUAAGUUAAUAUUAAUCACAAUAAAUUAUAAACAUGAAUAAUAAAUCAUAUAUAAUUAUGAUUAUAUAUAGAUAAUAUAAUAAAAGGGUUUGGAUUUUAAUGUAAAUACGUAAUUAUAUAUGUCAACUUAAUUAUUUAAAUAUCAACAAUACAAAUUAAUUAGAAUUAGAAUUAGUUAAACAAUUAAACAACCAAUUGUAAUAAACAACAAAUUUUCAUCCAUUGCAAUCCAGAUAAUCAGUUUGUUUUUAAAUAUAAUAAUUUGUAAUAAUUUCUAUUUUGUAAUAUAAUAAUGUAAUUUGUUAUUUUUAUAAUACUGUAAUGUAUCUGUAUUUAAUAUUAUUUUUCAAUUUUUAACCUGAGAAAUGUCGGGGAUGUCAGCUAAUAUUUUAAUAAGAAAGUAGAUAUUAAUUAUGCAAUACAUAAGUAUAUAUUAUAAAUAUAACUAAUUUGAAAUAUCAGUUUUACAUAGUUGGUGAAAAUUAGAAUUAACAAGUUCAUACAAAUAUUAAGUAAAUAGGUAUUAAAAAAAAAAAAACAAUGAAAAUUGUCAAUAGUUAAGAUGUUUCCAACAGUAUUAUACAUUCACAAUUAAUAAAAUUAAAAUGAUGUAAUAGUUAUUUGUAUAAAAAAAUCUAAUUUCUGUAGCUGACCAAGUGUUAAGUACAUGAAAUUGUAAUCUUUAUUUGAAAAUAUUAUGGGCUAAUACAUAUUUAUGAUUUUAAAUAAUUUCAUUAUUCAUUUAUAUUUUUAUAUUUUAUGGUUCGACUUAAUGCAUUCCAAACCUUUGCAAGUAAUUGACAGCGGUUAUAUUUAUUUAUUUAAAUUUUUAUGUUUAAAAAUUAAAAGGACACAUGUUAUUUUUGUUUUAAAUUAUUAUGUUUUUAUGAUAAAUAUGUAUUAAUAAAAGUUUGUAUUUAUUUAUUUAAAUGGAUACCUUUAAAAAUUAAUUUAAAUAUUUAUACUAUAAGUUUACUUAAAAUUACAUACAUUUCAAAGUAUUACAUGAUAAAAACACAAACCAAAUGAGUUGACAUUAUAAUUUCAAAUAAUUAAGUUCUAUAGUUGAUAAUAGAAAAAGUAAUAAUAGAGUAAUCAAAUAGAAAAAAAUGCAUAUAGAUGAAAAUGAGAUAUGAGCAAAAUGGGUAGAAUAGUAUACACAUUGACCAAUCCUUUCAAGGGAUAGGUUUUUAUACAAUGGAAGACCUAAAUUUUAAAAUGUACUUUUUCUUGCAUUUUUAAAUAACUCUAACCAUAACUCUAUUACAAGUAUAUCCGCAUAAUAUUAAUUUUAUGAGUGUUAAUACAAUUUUCCAUUUCAAUUACUAUAUAAUAGUAAGAAAUACAACAUUAUUAAUUGAUCAAAAUUAAUCUAACUUUUACAUCUAUAUCUAUAUUAGAAUUAUAUACAGGGUUGGUAAUAUAUUCGUAUAAAAUGUAUAAAACUAUCUAAGAGAUUUUUUUUUUUUUUUUUGAAGUUUAUUAUAAUAGCGAUAACACUGUACAUUUUAAAUUUUAAUAAGUAUUUAAACUUAUAAAAUAAUGUAAAAAAUUUAAAAAAAUCACAUUAAUUUGAUGAAUUUUCUUAAAUUUAUAUAAAAAAAAAAAAACAAAACAAAUUAUUUGUUGGUAUUAUAAAUAUUAAUAUAAUUAUUAAUAAAGAAUAAAGAUAAACUUAGUAAUUAAUAUAAAAAAUAAUCACAUAUAUCUUAGGUGAUUACUAUAAAAUGUAUAAAAUGAUGAUUAAAUUCAAUUUAAAAUGAAUUUUAAUUUUUAAAUGGUAAAUAUAGUCACUAAACUCAAUAAUCCUGUUACCACACACUGCAAAAGAAAAUUACUGUUGACUGAACAAUAUGAUUUUAAUUUCAUAUUAAUUGGUCAUUAAUGUUAAAAAUAUGGUUUUGUUAUUAAGUUAGCAUUUUAAUUGAUCAGCCACAAUAUUUACUUAGGUAUACCAUAUUAAUAUUGAAUACAAUGCAUUUAAAUUGAAUGUAAUCUAAUUUAAUAAAAGUGUAGUACUACAUAACAUUGUUUGCAGAGAUAUAAUAGAAAUGAAAUAAAAUAUACUUUAUAUGGGUAAAACAAAUUUAUAUUGUACUUGUUCAACAUAAAGUUUUACUUUAUACUUAGUACAUGUCUACAUGACUACCAAUUUAAGCAAUUAUAGUUAAUGUACAAAAAUAUUUAUGCGCCAUUGUACUAUUUCUUUUUAUCUGUUAUAAUAAUGCAAGUUAUUCAUUAUUUAGGUGCCUAGGUAAAGUUCCAAUAAUUGAUACUUACAAAAUAGAAUUUAACAAUUGUGUAGGUACUGCCUAUAAACUAAAUACAAAAACCACUGAAAACUUAGAGAAUACAAUAAUAAACCAUACUAAAUUAAGCACAUUAAUGAGUAGAAGAAAAUAACGAUUUAGCCAAUAUCACAAUUUUACACAAUUUAUACAAGUAUUAUACAAUUUACUAAAACCAUGAGUUCCACAAUUCUUAUCUUGACAUUAUGUCUUAUGUGUGUAUUAUGGUCCGAUAACCAAAUAACCAAACUUGGUUACCAAUGGUUAACGAAAUAUACAAAUCUGAUCAUGAACAAACUAGUUAAGUUAGCCAACCUGUAAAUCGCUACGAAAGGCUAUAAGUGUAGAAAGCGCCCAAUAACAUUCUAUUUAGUAUUAUGGACAUUGGACUUGUGUCUAUUAAGCUAUACUAUUGUAAAUUUAUAAUUCGACCCAAACGAUGAUGACAACAUCGUGUGUUAUGCUAAUCUAAAUAAUUUAAUCUUCAAAUAUACUCGCAUAUUAUAAAUUAAUCAUAUUUUAAAUAAUUAUGGUGAAAGACACCAUUUAUAUAAUAUUAGGGUUGCCAUAAUUUCAAAAAGGAAAUUCGAGAUGAAUAUAAAAAUAGCAAAUAAAAUUAGACUAAAAAUAUGAUUGAAUCAUAUUACGAUUAGAUAUAUAUAUAUCUAUAUACCUAUAAUCUAUAUGUAUUAAAAUAACCUACUUAUUAUUUUAUAAACUAAAACGAUACAACACAAAUUGUAUCUAUUUUUUUUAUAGGUUAUAGAUUUACUAUAAAAAGAACAUUUAUACAUUUUUUUUAAAAUCAUCAUAAAAGUUGUUUAAAACAUACAAUUAAUAACUAACAGGUAAUUAUUUAGAUACUAUAAAGGUAAGGUUUUCUCAUCAUUUUUUUAUCCCGAAUACAUUAAAAAUCUCUCGUAUACAGUUACGUAUUAUUCGAAAAAAAUGUCGAAAUUAAAUAAUAUUAACUUUAUAUUUUAAAUAAACCGGAACAUAUUGACGAACUUGUCGACAGUCCUGGUUUCCUGGGACAUAUAUUAACCCUAUAUAUUAUAUCAAAACAAAUGUAUAUACUCGAAUUAACGUAUUUGUAUGUAUUCUCAGUGAAUUUAUAUAUGUUAAGUAUUAAACUAUUAAAUAAUAUUGGCAGUAGUGGAGUAACAAUGUGAAAAACUGAUCUCUCACUGCUGUCGGUUAAUUGGAAAAAAGAAAAAUUAUUAAAUAAUAUCUUUUUUAUUUGUUUAGUACAUGUAUAUACGAUCUUCAUCACCGGUCGACUGUUGAAUUAAUUUUAUGUCUUCGGGUUCAAUAAUUAAUGUUUUAUGUUUGACGCAAUUUCACGCGAAAUGCGAUGUGUUUCGCAAUUACAUUUAAAUAAAAAAUAAUGAAUAAUAAUGGACAAUGGUUUGAACUGUGGAAGUGUAGAUUCUGGAUUUAAGUUUUCAGUGUUGUACUAUGUGUAAUCGUUACGUUUUGGAUUUUCGAUAGAAAGUAAACACUGGAUCACAAAAUGACGUCAUCGAAAGUGUUUAUAGCCCCAUUUUUAUAAUAUGCGGUUACCACGGGUCUGCAUUUUUAAAAAGAAUUAUAUUCUAUAACCAAAUGUAGUACGUACCUAUAAAAAAAAAUAGUAUCUACUAACGUUUUACGUUCCGAAUUCUGCAAUUUUACCGGGCUGGGGUUUUACUUUCAAAGAUUUUAUUUUCUAUGAUUUUUCGGUCUUCCGCAUUAACUGACGGUUAAAUUUACCGGAAACCAGCGCAAUAUUGUUGGUGAACUCACAAUUAUCGCUAACCAAUAAUUCAUAGGGCAUAGGGAAUCAGGCUAAGACCGUGCCAUUGGCAUCGUCGAGAAUUAGCAUAACCUUAGCUAUAACAUACAAUUUUCUUACUUUGAAAAUCCCAAUUAUAAAUUUACAAGAUCAUUUUUUACAUAAAUACAAAUAUAGACACCAUUUAUUUUCUUUUUAAUACUUGAAAAUGCAAGGUUGAUGAUAAGCUGUUUUAAUAAAAAAAGUUAGUCAAAAGACACAAUUUUUUUUUUUAUUAAUAUAAUCAAAAUUAAAUAAACGAUAAAACGUUUUUAAAUGUAUAAUUAUUUUAUUUAUAUAGAUAGCUCAGAAUUGUUUAUCAUUUGCAAUUAUUUAAUGUAAAAACUAAUUAUAACACAGAAUUUUUAAUUCAGGUACAUUAGAUCAAAAAAUAACUGAAUGCCACAAUAAAAAUAAUUAAAGCAAAUAAUUUGUGAUUUAUAUUAAUAGUUAAAGUAAUUCAUUUUUUUCUUGUUUAUAGUAAGUAGGUAUUAGAAAAAAAUCAACUAAUUCAAAAAUAUAUGUAUAAUUAUAAAGAUAAUAAUCAUUAAUAUUUUGCUAAUUUUCAGUUAACUUUCGUUUUUUCUUUACAUAUAUUAUGUACCAAUGUAUUAUAAUAUAUUAUAUUACCACUAAACAAAAUUCUACCAUAGAAACAUAUAC